CACCCUGGUGCUGGGGAAGGAGGCUCAGAGGGGGGGAGGAAGACAGGAGGAGGGGGAAAAGAACCCCUGGCUGGAGUAGGCCAUUAGGGAAGGGGGAACUAUCAUGGAGCCCACUUCUGUCCAGGAUGAUAUCCAGAAGAAAAAGCAACAGAAAGAAAAGGCGAAGAAAGCAGCACUGGAAGCUCCCCCCAGGCCUCUCCGGUCCCUGUUCUGCCUCACCCUCCAGAACCCAGUGCGCAAGGCCUGCAUUGCUAUUGUGGAAUGGAAGCCCUUUGAGACCAUCAUCCUGUUGACCAUCUUUGCCAAUUGUGUGGCACUAGCUAUCUACCUGCCUAUGCCCGAAGAUGAUUCCAAUAAAGUCAACUCCAGACUGGAGAAACUAGAAUACUUCUUUCUGAUCGUGUUUGCCAUUGAGGCAGCGCUAAAGAUCAUAGCCUAUGGAUUUCUAUUCCAUGCAGAUGCUUACCUACGAAAUGGCUGGAAUGUGCUGGAUUUUACCAUAGUCUUUUUAGGAGUUUUCACGGUGAUCCUGGAGAGAAUCAGCGUAAUGGAGAGUGCCCUUCUCAGUGGGCAGGGUGGUUUUGAUGUCAAAGCUCUGAGAGCCUUUCGUGUGCUACGGCCUCUACGCCUGGUGUCGGGAAUACCGAGCCUGCAAGUGGUACUGAACUCUAUUAUGAAAUGCAUGUUGCCCCUGCUCCACAUUGCUGUGCUUGUCGUCUUCAUGCUGAUUAUCUAUGCCAUUGUAGGGCAGGAGCUCUUUAAGGGCAAAAUGCACAAGACCUGCUACUUCAUUGGGACAGAUAUCAUUGCCACAGUAGAAAAUGAAAAACCAUCUCCGUGUACCAACUCGGGCCAUGGGCGCCAUUGCACCAUCAAUGGCUCUGAAUGCAGAGGCUGGUGGCCAGGUCCCAAUGAUGGCAUCACUCAUUUUGACAACUUUGGGUUUUCUAUGCUGACUGUCUUCCAGUGUAUCUCCAUGGAGGGUUGGACUCAGGUCCUCUACUGGGUAAAUGAUGCCAUUGGGAAUGAGUGGCCCUGGAUCUUCUUUGUCAGCCUCAUCUUACUUGGGUCAUUUUUUAUCCUCAACCUGAUCUUGGGUGUGCUCAGUGGGGAGUUCACCAAAGAGCGUGAGAAAGCCAAAUCACGAGGUACAUUCCAGAAACUGAGGGAGAAACAGCAAUUAGAGGAAGACAUGAAAGGUUACAUGGAUUGGAUCAUUCAUGCAGAAGUCAUGGACAGUGACCGGACCCGUGGUGAAGGGAUGAUGCCAUUGGAUGAAGGCGGCUCAGAGACGGAGAGCCUGUAUGAAAUUGAGGGCAUGAAUAAAUGGAUCCUCUUCUUCCGGCAUUGGCGGCGAUGGAACCGUCUUUUUCGCCGGAAAUGCCGUGAAGUCGUUAAGUCCAAGUUUUUCUAUUGGUUUGUGAUCAUGAUUGUCUCCUUGAAUACACUCUCAAUAGCAACUGAGCAUCACAAUCAGUCUGACUGGCUGACCAAGGUACAAGAUAUUGCCAACCGGGUGCUGCUAGCCCUCUUCACAGUUGAGAUGAUUCUGAAGAUGUAUGCCUUGGGUCUGCACCAGUACUUCAUGUCCAUCUUCAACCGCUUUGAUUGCCUGGUGGUUUGUACUGGAAUUCUGGAACUUAUACUGGUGGAAAUUGUUUCCAUGAGUCCCUUGGGCAUCUCAGUUUUGAGGUGCAUUCGCCUGUUGAGGAUCUUCAAGAUAACCAAAUAUUGGACCUCUCUGAACAACUUGGUGGCAUCUUUGCUGAAUUCAGUGCGCUCCAUUGCUUCCCUGCUUACUCUCCUCUUCCUGUUCAUUGUCAUCUUUGCCCUUUUAGGGAUGCAGCUUUUUGGAGGCAAGUUUGACUUCGAUGAUGCAAUAAUACGGCGUAGUACCUUUGAUAACUUUCCUCAGGCACUCAUCAGUGUCUUCCAGGUCUUGACUGGGGAAGACUGGACAUCUGUAAUGUAUAAUGGAAUCUUGUCCUAUGGAGGACCAUCAUACCCUGGUAUUCUGGUCUGCAUUUAUUUCAUCAUUCUCUUUGUCUGUGGGAACUAUAUUUUGCUCAAUGUCUUCUUGGCCAUUGCUGUGGAUAACCUUGCUGAAGCUGAAACGUUGACUUCUGCUCAGAAAGCUAAAGCUGAAGAAAAAAAGAGAAAGAAAAUGGCCAGAAGUUACCCUGAGAAAUCAGAUGAGGAAAAACAGUUGCUGGCUAAGAAGCUGGAACUGAAAGCCAAGGGGGAAGGAAUCCCUACUACAGCUAAGUUGAAAGUAGAUGAGUUUGAGUCCAAUGUCAAUGAGAUCAAGGAUCCUUAUCCUUCUGCUGACUUCCCAGGUGAUGAUGAAGAAGAUGAGCCUGAAAUCCCACUGAGUCCUCGGCCACGUCCUCUAGCAGAGCUGCAGUUGAAGGAGAAAGCAGUGCCCAUGCCAGAAGCCAGUGCAUUCUUCAUCUUUAGCCCAACCAAUAAGAUCCGUGUAUUGUGUCACCGAAUUGUCAAUGCCACCUGGUUCACCAACUUCAUCCUCCUCUUUAUCCUGCUGAGCAGCAUCUCACUGGCAGCUGAAGAUCCCAUCCGAGCCGAUUCCUUCAGGAAUAAGAUCCUAGGAUAUUUUGACAUUGGCUUCACUUCUGUGUUUACAGUGGAAAUAGUUCUAAAGAUGACCACUUAUGGUGCCUUCCUUCAUAAGGGUUCCUUCUGCCGCAACUACUUCAACAUCCUAGACUUGCUUGUGGUAGCUGUCUCCCUCAUCUCCAUGGGAUUUGAAUCCAGUACCAUCUCAGUGGUGAAAAUCCUAAGGGUUCUCAGAGUACUGAGACCACUGAGAGCCAUCAACAGAGCAAAGGGCCUGAAGCAUGUCGUCCAGUGUGUUUUUGUGGCCAUCAAGACAAUUGGCAACAUUGUAUUAGUUUCUGCCUUACUGCAGUUCAUGUUUGCCUGCAUUGGGGUCCAGCUCUUCAAGGGGAAAUUCUACAGCUGCACUGAUCCACUGAAGAUAACUGAACAGGAGUGCAGAGGACAUUUCAUCUCAUAUGUCGAUGCAGAUCCAACACAGAUUGUUCUUGGUGAGCGGAUAUGGCAGCAUAAUGAUUUCCACUUUGACAACGUCUUUUCGGCCAUGAUGUCUCUUUUCACCGUAUCCACCUUUGAGGGAUGGCCCAAACUGCUGUACAAAGCCAUUGAUACCAGCAGCGAGAACAUGGGCCCUGUAUAUAACCAUCACAUGGGAACUGCCAUCUAUUUCAUCGUCUAUCUCAUCCUCAUAGCCUUUUUCAUGAUGAACAUCUUUGUAGGCUUUGUCAUUGUAACUUUCCAGGAGCAAGGGGAAACAGAGUACAAAGACUGUGAACUUGACAAGAACCAGCGUCAGUGUGUCCAGUAUGCCCUGAAAGCACGCCCUUUGAAAUGUUACAUUCCUAAGAACCCCUACCAGUAUCAGAUAUGGUACAUCGUGACCUCCUCCUACUUUGAAUAUCUCAUGUUCUUCCUGAUCACAUUGAACACCAUCUGCUUAGGCAUGCAGCAUUACAAUCAGUCAGAAACAAUGAACCAGGUGUCAGAUGUUCUCAACGUGGUCUUCACCAUCCUCUUUACUGUGGAGAUGAUUCUUAAACUUAUAGCCUUCAAGGCAAAGGGCUACUUUGGGGACCCUUGGAAUGUCUUUGAUUUCCUCAUUGUUAUUGGCAGCAUCAUUGAUGUCAUCCUUAGUCAGAUUGAUACGGUUCUUGCUUCCAGAGGUGGAUUGUACUGCCUAAGCGGUGGCUGUAAUGGCAUUCCUCCUACCACAGGUAACGAGGAGAACGGGCGGAUCUCAAUCACCUUCUUUCGGCUGUUCCGUGUCCUGCGACUGGUAAAAUUGCUAAGCCGAGGAGAAGGCAUUAGAAACCUACUCUGGACCUUCAUUAAGUCUUUCCAGGCCCUGCCGCAUGUUGCCCUGUUGAUUGUGAUGUUGUUUUUCAUCUAUGCUGUGAUUGGGAUGCAGAUGUUUGGAAAAGUUGCUCUAGUGGAUGGAACCCAAAUCAAUCGGAAUACCAAUUUUCAGACCUUCCCACAAGCGGUGUUGCUACUGUUCAGGUAUGUAUCAUAUAAGCCCUUUUCUGUGUUAGGUUUUGAUAGUACCACUGCCAAAGUUCUUGGAACAGCUCUAAUCUCUGGGGGACUCAGCUGCCUUGUCAAAGACAGUUCAUUUCUGAAAUUGGUGCGAGAUGAGAUGGCUGCUGCCCUCCAGAUGGAGUUGACAGAAGUGGAGGAUGUUGCAGCAAUGUUGUUGAAGACAAAAGAAAGUUUGGCUGGCUCUUUGGAGGCUACUUUGGAUACCAGACUGUGAGAUGUUUCCCCUUAGUCUCCCCCACCCCCGAUGAGCUGCUAUAUAAGGUUGCCUGUUUUCAGGUGGUUACUAGGAAAAAACUGCACUGCCUACACAGACAGGCUUCUCUGAAACAUGACAGGGACACAGAAGAGAUAGCAGAGGGCAAAAUUAUUUUCCUUGGUUGUCCAAAGAAGAGAAAUUAGAAAUGGGUCUUCCAGGCUGUUUCACACAGGUGGAGAUAGUACUACUCAGCAAAUCUCUCUACUUUCAUGAGCUAAAUAGGAUAAAUUUUCCUAAAGAGGUAUCCAUGUUCCCUUCUAGCUCAUUUAUUUUCUCUAGCACCAUGGCAAAUAUCUCAAAAAAGUGCUUGUAAUAAAAGUGUUUUUAACUUUUAAUAAACUGGAAGAACCAAGAAA
Sphaerodactylus townsendi is the source of this 4725-nucleotide messenger RNA. RefSeq names its product calcium voltage-gated channel subunit alpha1 S (gene CACNA1S). Gene Ontology annotation, cellular component: membrane; voltage-gated calcium channel complex. The transcript is spliced from 33 exons. Gene Ontology annotation, molecular function: high voltage-gated calcium channel activity. The record is from RefSeq and is a predicted model, not a curated record. NCBI's taxonomy places the organism in Eukaryota, Metazoa, Chordata, Lepidosauria, Squamata, Sphaerodactylidae. Gene Ontology annotation, biological process: calcium ion import across plasma membrane. Bases 104 to 4327 code for a protein of 1407 amino acids.